Molecule: messenger RNA, 1071 nt
Organism: Torulaspora globosa
Lineage: Eukaryota; Fungi; Ascomycota; Saccharomycetes; Saccharomycetales; Saccharomycetaceae
Gene: DUS4
Product: tRNA dihydrouridine synthase
Exons: 1
Coding region: 1-1071 (356 amino acids)
Biological process (GO): tRNA processing
Molecular function (GO): flavin adenine dinucleotide binding; tRNA dihydrouridine synthase activity
Source: RefSeq, a predicted model, not a curated record
AUGCAACCAAGAUCGGUGUGUGAGCUUAAGAAGCAGGUUGUUAUCCCCAAACCAAAACUGUUGAAACCAGAGAAUGACCCUCUUCACAUAAUAAAGACAAGAAAGAUCACACAUGGCAGGCCUGCGACGAUCGCUGGCCCUAUGGUACGCUACUCUAAGCUGCCGUUCCGACAACUUUGCCGCCAAUACGAUGCCGACAUAGUCUACAGUCCAAUGAUACUUGCCCGUGAGUACGUUCGUAAUGGGAAUGCAAGAUUGGCAGAUUUCUCCACCAACGACGAGGAUACGCCGCUGAUAGUCCAAGUCGGCGUCAAUAAUGUAGCUGACCUGUUGAAAUUUGUGGAAAUGGUGGCUCCAUAUUGUGAUGGGGUUGGCAUUAACUGCGGUUGUCCCAUCAAGGAACAGGUGCGUGAGGGCAUAGGAUGUGCGCUGAUCUACAACGCAGAACUUCUCUGCGAAAUGGUUUCAGCGGUGAAAUCGAAGUACGGUGAUUCUCUCCGUUUGGAAACGAAGAUUAGAAUCCAUGAUGACUACGAGCAAACGGUUUCGCUCUGUAAGAGCCUCUGUGACGCUGGAGUAGACUGGAUCACAAUUCAUGGAAGGACAAGGACCACAAGGUCAUCACAGCCGGUGAAUUUGGAAGCCAUAAGAUACAUAGUCGAGAAGAUCCAGGAGAAGAAAGUACCAGUUGUAGCCAACGGAGACUGUUUCAAAAGAGCUGACGUGGAUGCAAUCGCAGAGUUCACCAAAGUGGACGGCGUUAUGGCCGUUAGAGGAUUGCUGGCGAAUCCAGCGCUCUUCAGCGGCUACGAGACUUGCCCCUGGAGCUGUGUGGAAAAGUUCUGGUACUACACGCUGGAAUAUGGCGGUCUGCCUUAUCAGCUACUGCAACAUCACCUGUACUGCAUGUUAGAAAACAUGAAUUUGGAGCGAAGAUUAUUGAAAGAGAUGAUGAGCAUCAAGAGUACUGGGGAACUCAUCGAUUGGUUUGAUACAAGGUUUGAUUUCAAGAGAUUCGGAGAAGCCGGGUGGGCAGAAGCUUCUGCCGUACCGUACCGUGUAGAUAAGUAG